This is a messenger RNA of Plasmodium knowlesi strain H, 2094 nucleotides long. Its product is annotated as U4/U6.U5 tri-snRNP-associated protein 1, putative. Lineage: Eukaryota; Apicomplexa; Aconoidasida; Haemosporida; Plasmodiidae. Gene Ontology annotation, biological process: maturation of 5S rRNA; mRNA cis splicing, via spliceosome. Gene Ontology annotation, cellular component: U4/U6 x U5 tri-snRNP complex. The record is from RefSeq and is a predicted model, not a curated record. The transcript has a single exon. The coding region runs from base 1 to 2094 and encodes 697 amino acids.
AUGGAGAACGAAGUAGAGUUGAGCAUUGAGGAGACAAACAAGCUGAGGGAGAAGCUGGGGUUGAAGAAGCUAGACGUCGAGGAUAAACAGGAAAAGAAGAAGAAUAAGAGGGGGUUGUCGAAAAGUGAGCAGGACAACGAAACGAAGGGACGCGCCAAACGGGGAGGCAAGAAGAAUGGGAAGAAGGAGGAAGAUGAACAAGAGGGGGAAGACAAAGACGGACGAAGCAAAACGAAUGAACCCCCUAAAGGAAGCAACAAAUCGGUGAAAACUAUCAGCGAGGAGUUUAAUGACGACAUAGACGAUGUGGAGAAAUGGAUAAACAAAACGAGAAACACCAUUGAUAGGAAGUUGGCAGAUGAUGAAGGCAUCAAGUACAGUGACGAUGAGGAGGAAAAAGGAAAAAAAAAAAAUAAAAAAAAAAAAAAUAACGUUAAUCGUAGCGUGACUAGUGGCCAUGCCACGGUGGAACAUAAAAAUGAAGAACUAACAGAUGACAUGAUUUUGACAUUGAAAGAUCAACAUGUCUUAAAUAAUGACGAAGAAAAAGAUUGUCUAAUAAAUGAGGAAUUAAAAAAAAAAAAUGUUAAAAGCUUACUAGCUAAAAAUGAUGAUAGUUUUUGGAGAAAAAAUUAUUAUGACCCCCUCUCAUACUAUGAUGAUACGAAUAAGCUGAAUGCAGACGAUGGCUCAGCUGUUCAUAUGAUUUCCAAGUAUGAUGAAACGAAGCACACCAUCGAUGUGACUAUUAAGUAUGACGAAGAUGGUGAUGACCAUGAUGAUGUCACUGCGAAUUCUGGUAGGGGGAGAGCGAAGGGGAAGGGAGGCAGGACUGCCAAGAGUAAGAAUAAUCGACAGGAGGAUGAGGAAAAGGGGGAAGGACAGAUGCAGCACACGCAAAAAGCGCUGUCAAUGCAGAAAAGCACUAGCCCAGAUGGCCUCUUCAAGAUGAAGAAGAGAAAAAUCAAAAAUAUCAACAGGCGGAAGAAGGAAGAGGACGCUUGGGCCUUUCUGUAUGAUGAUCCAGAGGGGCAGGAUGAAGAGGGGGAUGCUCAUGAAGAGAAACAAACAAAGGCGAGCGCUACAAAAAGGAAUACAACUGAGGGAAAAACUCGAGGAAACGAACAGAACAACGAAAACGCGAACGUAAUAGAGGACGUUCUUAAAAAAAUAAGGGACGAACAAGCGAACAUGGAUUUUAAUGGCUACUUCGAUUACGACCUGGGCGAAAACGAAGAGAACAAGGAGCUGUACGAACUUCUACAACAGGGGAAUACCUUGAAAAGGAGAAAAAAAGAAAUGGAUUACCAAAAGGAGCUCUUAAAAUAUAUAGUUAUAAAUGAUGACGUGAAAAGGAACGAAGAGACCAGCGGCAAUGUCAUUAAGUUGUCUGAUGCGUCCGAGUUCUGCAGAAGCAUAACUCUCCCGAUGGAGAUACAGGAAAAUGAGAACAUGGCGAAGCUGCAGAAAGGGGGCAGGGGCCUUCUCGACGUAGACGCAAGCGCAUUGCUCAGGGAGGACCGCUUAUCCAAUCCGCUAGGUUCGCCUAGUGUGAAUGCAAACGACGAUAUGUUAAGAUCAAGUGAUGGGAAGAAAGGAAAGGGGAAAGCCACCAAGGGUGAUCAAGCGAACGACGGCGAUAGCCAUGAAGAUGACAACAACAUGAACUUGAACGAUGACGAAUUUUCCCAAGAUGGGGUGUCUGAAAUUUUUAACGAAAUUAAACUGGAUGAGGGAUUGUACGGAGCGCUGGAAUAUUUAAAAACAAAAGGAGAAUUAAAUAUGGAGGAGAAAAUAUACCGAAAUCCGGAGAACAGACCAUUGCACAUGUCCACAUCAAAGCAUGACAUAAAAUUGGACUACAAGAACGACUCGGGGAAAGUAAUGACGCCCAAGGAAACGUUUCGAUAUAUUUCUUGGAUUUUUCACGGGAAGAAACAGGGAAAGAAUAAAAUGGAGAAGAAAAUGAGGAGGAUGGAGAUCGAGCGCCGCUUUAAGGAGGAUCCCAUGGGUUCCCUUCCCACGCUCAACGUCCUGAAGAAAGUGCAGCAGGUCCAGAAGAAGUCGUACUUCACCUUGUCCAAUAAUAAUUGA